Rattus norvegicus (Norway rat) is the source of this 2475-nucleotide messenger RNA. It is a transcript of the gene Mag, whose product is annotated as myelin-associated glycoprotein. Gene Ontology annotation, biological process: positive regulation of myelination; negative regulation of neuron projection development; myelination. Gene Ontology annotation, molecular function: sialic acid binding; ganglioside GT1b binding; protein homodimerization activity. Gene Ontology annotation, cellular component: paranode region of axon; Schmidt-Lanterman incisure; membrane raft. The record is from RefSeq and is marked provisional. NCBI's taxonomy places the organism in Eukaryota, Metazoa, Chordata, Mammalia, Rodentia, Muridae.
CAGAAGCCAGACCAUCCAACCUUCUGUAUCAGUGCUCCUCGUCGCCUCACUGUACUUCACGGAAGAGACUUGGUUGACUGGCCACUUGGAGCGGAAUCAGGAGACAUUCCCAACUCAGGGAGACUGAGGUGAGGGCCCUAGCUCGCCCACUUGCUGGACAAGAUGAUAUUCCUUACCACCCUGCCUCUGUUUUGGAUAAUGAUUUCAGCUUCUCGAGGGGGGCACUGGGGUGCCUGGAUGCCCUCGUCCAUCUCAGCCUUCGAGGGCACGUGUGUCUCCAUCCCCUGCCGUUUCGACUUCCCGGAUGAGCUCAGACCGGCUGUGGUACAUGGCGUCUGGUAUUUCAACAGUCCCUACCCCAAGAACUACCCGCCAGUGGUCUUCAAGUCCCGCACACAAGUGGUCCACGAGAGCUUCCAGGGCCGUAGCCGCCUGUUGGGAGACCUGGGCCUACGAAACUGCACCCUGCUUCUCAGCACGCUGAGCCCUGAGCUGGGAGGGAAAUACUAUUUCCGAGGUGACCUGGGCGGCUACAACCAGUACACCUUCUCAGAGCACAGCGUCCUGGACAUCAUCAACACCCCCAACAUCGUGGUGCCCCCAGAAGUGGUGGCAGGAACGGAAGUAGAGGUCAGCUGCAUGGUGCCGGACAACUGCCCAGAGCUGCGCCCUGAGCUGAGCUGGCUGGGCCACGAGGGGCUAGGGGAGCCCACUGUUCUGGGUCGGCUGCGGGAGGAUGAAGGCACCUGGGUGCAGGUGUCACUGCUACACUUCGUGCCUACUAGAGAGGCCAACGGCCACCGUCUGGGCUGUCAGGCUGCCUUCCCCAACACCACCUUGCAGUUCGAGGGUUACGCCAGUCUGGACGUCAAGUACCCCCCGGUGAUUGUGGAGAUGAAUUCCUCUGUGGAGGCCAUUGAGGGCUCCCACGUCAGCCUGCUCUGUGGGGCUGACAGCAACCCGCCACCGCUGCUGACUUGGAUGCGGGAUGGGAUGGUGUUGAGGGAGGCAGUUGCUGAGAGCCUGUACCUGGAUCUGGAGGAGGUGACCCCAGCAGAGGACGGCAUCUAUGCUUGCCUGGCAGAGAAUGCCUAUGGCCAGGACAACCGCACGGUGGAGCUGAGCGUCAUGUAUGCACCUUGGAAGCCCACAGUGAAUGGGACGGUGGUGGCGGUAGAGGGGGAGACAGUCUCCAUCCUGUGUUCCACACAGAGCAACCCGGACCCUAUUCUCACCAUCUUCAAGGAGAAGCAGAUCCUGGCCACGGUCAUCUAUGAGAGUCAGCUGCAGCUGGAACUCCCUGCAGUGACGCCCGAGGACGAUGGGGAGUACUGGUGUGUAGCUGAGAACCAGUAUGGCCAGAGAGCCACCGCCUUCAACCUGUCUGUGGAGUUUGCUCCCAUAAUCCUUCUGGAAUCGCACUGUGCAGCGGCCAGAGACACCGUGCAGUGCCUGUGUGUGGUAAAAUCCAACCCGGAACCCUCCGUGGCCUUUGAGCUGCCUUCCCGCAACGUGACUGUGAACGAGACAGAGAGGGAGUUUGUGUACUCAGAGCGCAGCGGCCUCCUGCUCACCAGCAUCCUCACGCUCCGGGGUCAGGCCCAAGCCCCACCCCGCGUCAUUUGUACCUCCAGGAACCUCUACGGCACCCAGAGCCUCGAGCUGCCUUUCCAGGGAGCACACCGACUGAUGUGGGCCAAAAUCGGCCCUGUGGGUGCUGUGGUCGCCUUUGCCAUCCUGAUUGCCAUUGUCUGCUACAUCACCCAGACAAGAAGAAAAAAGAACGUCACAGAGAGCCCCAGCUUCUCAGCGGGAGACAACCCUCAUGUCCUGUACAGCCCCGAAUUCCGAAUCUCUGGAGCACCUGAUAAGUAUGAGAGUGAGAAGCGCCUGGGGUCCGAGAGGAGGCUGCUGGGCCUUAGGGGGGAACCCCCAGAACUGGACCUCAGUUAUUCCCACUCAGACCUGGGGAAACGACCCACCAAGGACAGCUACACCCUGACAGAGGAGCUGGCUGAGUACGCAGAAAUCCGAGUCAAGUGAGGAAGCUGGGGGCUGGCCCUGUGGCUCACCCCCCAUCAGGACCCUCGCUUGGCCCCCACUGGCCGUGGGCUCCCUUUCUCUUGAGAGUGGUAGGGGUGGGGGCGGGAAGGGGCGGGGCAGGAAACAGUGAGGUCUUAGGGGCCCGGCCUCCCCUCCUUCCCGGCUGCUCCUCUCUGCCAACAUCCUGCACCUAUGUUACAGCUCCCUCUCCCCUCCUUUUAACCUCAGCUGUUGAGAGGGGUGCUCUGUCUGUCCAUGUUAUUUAUUGUUAUCCUGGUCUCCUGUCCCCUUACCCGGCCCCAGGACCUGUACAAAAGGGACAUGAAAUAAAUGUCCUAAUGACAAGUGCCAGUCUAGACCCAUCCUUUGGAGGAAAGGGGCAUAUUAGUAAUACUUUUCUCGUUGCUGUAACAAAAUACUGGACAAAAACAC